Messenger RNA from Pistacia vera, 1878 nucleotides. Its product is annotated as beta-galactosidase 15-like. The transcript has 10 exons. Gene Ontology annotation, cellular component: cell wall; vacuole. Gene Ontology annotation, biological process: carbohydrate metabolic process. The record is from RefSeq and is a predicted model, not a curated record. Lineage: Eukaryota; Viridiplantae; Streptophyta; Magnoliopsida; Sapindales; Anacardiaceae. Bases 1 to 1878 code for a protein of 625 amino acids. Gene Ontology annotation, molecular function: beta-galactosidase activity; carbohydrate binding.
AUGGCUGAUUCACUUGAUAUUGGAGUACCAUGGAUCAUGUGCCAAGAGAGUGAUGCUCCCCAGCCAAUGAUCAACACAUGUAAUGGUUGGUAUUGCGAUUCAUUUACACCAAAUAAUCCCAACAGCCCCAAAAUGUGGACUGAAAAUUGGACUGGCUGGUUUAAGAGUUGGGGAGGCAAAGACCCACAUAGGACUGCUGAGGACCUUGCCUUUUCUGUUGCAAGAUUUUUCCAAACUGGAGGCACAUUCCAAAACUAUUACAUGUACCAUGGUGGGACUAAUUUUGGUAGAACAUCGGGUGGUCCAUAUCUUACUACAACCUAUGAUUAUGAUGCACCCCUUGACGAAUUUGGAAACCUGAAUCAACCGAAGUGGGGACAUUUGAAGGAACUUCAUAAUGUCUUGAAGGCAAUGGAGAAGACUCUUACCCAUGGCAACGUUUCCACCACUGAUUUCGGAAAUUCUGUCACAGCCACUGUUUAUGCAACUGAGGAAGGAUCAAGUUGCUUUUUCGGGAAUGCAAAUACCACUGGAGAUGCUGCAAUCACUUUCCAGGGAAGUGAUUAUGUUGUGCCAGCAUGGUCUGUAAGCAUUCUCCCUGAUUGUAAAACCGAAGUUUAUAGUACUGCAAAGGUGAACGCUCAAACAUCAUUGAUUGUUAAGAAACCAAACCAGGCUGAAAACGAACCAUCUUCUCUGAAGUGGGUUUGGAGUUCUGAGGUCAUCGAUGAACCUGUAGUUCAAGGAAAGGGAAGCUUUGCCGCUAGUUCACUUAUUGACCAAAAAGUAAUAAAUGAUGCUAGUGACUACCUCUGGUAUAUGACAAGUGUGGACCUUAAGCCAGAUGAUAUAAUUUGGAGUGAUAAUAUGACACUGAGAGUUAAUACCAGUGGCAUUGUACUUCAUGCAUAUGUUAAUGGAGAACAUAUUGGUUCACAAUGGACCAAAUACGGUGUUUUCAAAGAUGUUUUUGAGCAACAAGUCAAGUUAAAUCCUGGAAAGAAUCAAAUAUCAUUGCUCAGUGUAACUGUUGGCUUGCAGAAUUAUGGUCCCAUGUUUGACAUGGUACAAACUGGAAUUACUGGUCCGGUUGAACUGAUAGGAAGGAAGGGUGACGAGAGUGUUAUCAAGGAUUUGUCUUCUCACAAAUGGUCAUACAAAGUUGGAUUGAGUGGACUGGAAGAUCAGAAGUUUUACAGUACAGUAAAUACCAAUAAUGAGACCAGUGGUUGGUUUGCAGAUAAUGUUCCCACUAACAGUAGAAUGACAUGGUAUAAGACUACUUUCAAAGCUCCUCUAGGAAAUGAUGCAGUUGUUUUGGAUUUACAAGGAAUGGGCAAAGGUUUCGCUUGGGUUAAUGGUCAUAACAUUGGUCGUCACUGGCCAAGCCACCUGGCUGAAGAAGAUGGUUGUAGCUCUGACGCUUGCGACUAUCGCGGUCAAUACGACAACAACAAGUGUGUCACCAACUGUGGUCAGCCUUCCCAGAGAUGGUACCAUGUGCCUCGGUCUUUUCUGCAAGAUGAUGUAAAUACAUUAGUGUUGUUUGAGGAAUUCGGUGGUAAUCCAUCGCUAGUAAACUUUCAAACACUCGCUGUGGGAACAGCAUGCGGCAAUGCGUAUGAGGAAAAGACAUUGGAAUUGUCCUGCAAUGGGCGACCGAUCUCUGCAAUUAAGUUCGCUAGUUUUGGUGAUCCACAAGGGACAUGCGGUUCUUUUGAAGUGGGGACUUGUGAAGCUGAGAAAGAAAUAUUGCCAGUACUUCAACAGGAGUGUGUUGGAAAGGAGACAUGUUACAUUGACAUUUCUGAAGAUAAGCUUGGCAAAACUAGCUGCGGAAGUAUUGUCAAGAGACUUGCUGUGGAAGCUGUGUGUUAG